AGCGUGCUGGGGAUCGUGCGGAGCGGGGCAGGCUGCCGCGCAGAGACCGGCCGGGCCGGACCGCAGCGAGCCGAGCCGAGCCGAGCUAAGCUGAGCCGAGCCGAGCCGAGCCGCGCCGGGGCCGCGCCGCCCCGCUCCGCUCGGGCGCACGAUGCGCGGCGCGCCCCGACGGCGCUGCCCGCUGCUGCUGCUCUCGCUGUCGGAAGCUUUUUGGGGAACUGUUGCAAUAGCACUGAAUAAAAGGGAUAGGUUGGAUCACUUGGACUUAAGUACAGGAAGGGAAGAUUUUUACUGGGUCCAAGACGGAUAUCAUUAUUGCAAGAAAUGCCCGGCAGGUACCUAUAUUGCAGAGCACUGUAAAGUGCAAAAUGGCUCCAGCAGCUGCUUGCCGUGUAAAGAAGAUGAAUACACCGAAUACCCAAAUGCCUUUUCCAAGUGUCUUGGCUGUCUGACAUGCAGGGAAGAUCAAGUUCAGCUGAGUCCCUGCAAGGCCACCAAGAACACACAGUGUGCCUGCAAGAACGGCACCUUUUGCUCACCAGACCACCCCUGUGAGAUGUGCCAAAAGUGUCAGGCCAGGUGCCCUGAGGGUGAGGUGGAGAGGGAUCCCUGCACACCACACAGUGACCUCCAGUGUGGUCCUCCCACAGAUGCCUCCCCUGGCUCCCAGAAGAGCAUGAUCGUGAUCUUUGUGGUUGUGUUAUUUACGGCCAUGCUUCUGGCUUUCUGCCUCUGGAAAUGCUGCUGCAAGCACCAUUCACAUGGAGGUGAUGGGCGAGACCUGAGGAGGAAAUCUUCCAGUGUGAUGGACUACAUCAUGUUGCAGCUGAGGAGGUGUGCUUGGAGGGGCCUGGAGACAGAGGACAACAUUCGCAACAAUCAGGUCGUUCAGGAUCAGCAGCAGGAGCUGCUUUCUGCAGCAUUAAACUCAAUUGCUCCCAGUGCUCCAGCGCUGGAGGAGGCAGUGCCAAGAAUCUCGUGUCCUGGUGUGAAUGCAAGGAGGAAACUAGUUCCAGUGCAAGGAGACUCUGUUACCCUUUUGCGACGCUCUUUUGACAUCUUUGCCCGAGAGGUACCCUACAAGGACUGGAAGAGGUAUGGCCGAGCCCUUGAUCUGCUGGAGAAUGACAUUGCUCUCGCAGAGAUGAAUGACAAGUAUUCGCUGGAGCCCUUCUUCCAGAUGCUCAACACUUGGCUGAACAGACAAGGGAUGAAGGCCUCUGUCAACGUGCUGCUGGAGACCCUGGACCGUAUUGAACUUGGAGGGGUUGCAGGGGACAUCGCCUUCCGGCUCGUUCAGCAAGGCUUUUACCAGUAUGAAGAACUAAGCUGAGGAGUAGGACAGGCACGGCAUCUUCCUUCUUCAAGCUAAAGCCAUAAAUAUCUCUGAAUAUUUGACUUUCAUCUUUUCAUAGAUCUGCUAGCUUUAUUCUCAUGAAACUGAGUUCAGCUGAGCCUGGAAGAGUUUGUUCUGUUGUGACAUUACAAGCCUUGUGGCCCUCUGCUGAAGCUACAGGCUCAAUAUCAGAUGCUUGCUUAGGAAAUCGAAGCAGAUUCUUUGAUUUCACUAAGACAAUGCAAUAGACCCUAAAACUGUUCCAAGGAGCCUGUGCAAUUGUUUCUCUUGGAAGCACUGGUACCAGAUGUCCUCAGGAUUACCGUUGAGAGGGUCCUUACAUGAUGUGGGAGUCUACUGUGAUUUUUUUUUUUUUCCUAAUAACUGGACUAUCCUUUUCUCAGGGUUCCUGGCAUCAUGUAAUGGCUUCUGCUUAUAGAACAUCUCUUAAGUUGGCCAGCAAACUUAAUGCUGUAUGUUUGGCACGCAAGCAUUAAUUGGGUUCUUGGGUUACUUUCUGAAAGCUAUCACCAGACUUGCAUUGGUAAUGGUUCCGCUUGCUGUUAGUAGUAAUUCUGAAACUGGAGUUUGAGGGGAGAGCGAGAAUGAUUUGCUUGCUCUGCGAUUCCCUGGAGUUGUCUAGGAAAAGGAUCAGUACGGGGAGAAAGUGAGCUAGUCACCUGAGCACAAACGGGAGCGUGGGCAGCAAACCAGCACGGUGUCAGAAACCUCCCACAGCUCCCGUCUGACCUUGGUCAAGUCGGUUAGUUCCUGUUCCCCUAGCCGUAAAGUGGCUUUGCUGUCACUGUCUCCGGCUGAUGUGGAAGAAUAAAAGCACUGAGCUCCGA
Molecule: messenger RNA, 2184 nt
Organism: Rhea pennata
Lineage: Eukaryota; Metazoa; Chordata; Aves; Rheiformes; Rheidae
Product: tumor necrosis factor receptor superfamily member 10A-like
Exons: 10
Coding region: 152-1333 (393 amino acids)
Biological process (GO): motor neuron apoptotic process; inflammatory response; TRAIL-activated apoptotic signaling pathway
Cellular component (GO): external side of plasma membrane; plasma membrane; cell surface
Molecular function (GO): tumor necrosis factor receptor activity; tumor necrosis factor binding
Source: RefSeq, a predicted model, not a curated record